AUGAUCAUCCGAGCCAAAAUCGGUGACUAUGACGUAGGGCGAGUACUGAUCGACGGGGGAAGUUUGGUAAACAUAAUCUUUGCUGAUGCCUUCAGAGAUAUGGGAAUAGAUGACAGCCAGGUCAAUCGGCAGCUAACGCCUCUGCUUAGUUUCUCUGGAGACCUGGUCCAACCGAUCAGCAGUGUCAGACUGCCCAUCGCCUUCGACAUUACCCCACGAAAAACGAUGGUAUAUGACCAAUUCCUCAUUGUCGACUGCCCAACGGCAUAUAACGUUAUAUUCGGACGAACGGCACUCACCGGGAUCAAGGCACACCUAUCCCCUCACAUGCUAUUGAUGAAAUUCCCAACAUGCAACGGCACUGGCGCGAUUAGAGGAGAUCAGCUUAGCGCACGACCUUGCUAUGCCACACCUCUCAAAUAG
Messenger RNA from Prunus armeniaca (apricot), 423 nucleotides. NCBI's taxonomy places the organism in Eukaryota, Viridiplantae, Streptophyta, Magnoliopsida, Rosales, Rosaceae. The record is from the annotation of a GenBank genome assembly.